GCCUUUGAAGUUUGAAAUGGCCCUAUUUAAUAACGAGACCAUAGCUCUCUUCCUCUCUCUACGUAGUCUUCUAUCGAAGCUCUGCCCUCACCAUCAUCUAGUUCGCCGGAGCUUGUUCUGUCUGCGGUGCUGCAACGAAUAAGACGAAGUCAUUUUAUCUUUAGGGACGACACGCCAAUACGAGAUCACUACUGUGCUAUCUCGUCUUGCGGAAAGAUGACUCCUCAACUCGUCUUACAAAUUACAUCUACGGUUUAUAGUUUCUAAUUUAUAUUUUGUUUCGUUUUAUUUCUAUUUAAUUUAUCUAUCCUUUAUUGGGUUGUAUUACGCCCGACUAGUGUUUAUCUCCGUAUUAUAGGAAUUUCUCCAACCUUUGUUAUGUAGUUUAUCAUUUAUUUCUCUAGUUUUAUAGAUGAUGAUUCAAUAUUGAACUGACUUAUAUUGUUAACUAUAAAUGCAGUCGUUGUACAAGAGAUCCAAAAGUAUUCUCAUUCAAGUGUUCGUUUUGUUUGAUUUUCAAACUCCUUAAUUAUGUUUGUAGUUUUAUAAAACAUUAUUUAUUUUUAAAGUCCAUGGAAUGCUAUUAUAUCUUAGUUGAGUUGAUUAAUUAGUAGCAGUAUGAGAAAAAUUAAAAGGAAAUGCAUCACAGCAGUUUGACACUAGUCUUGAAAAAUUAAACGUAAUUUGAUAAAUUGGGCCACUUCAAAAUCCCAAAAUAUCAAUUGUAGCCCAGUUUUAUACUAACUGUUAUUUUCAAUUAAGCCCCACUUAUUUUCACUCUCUGUCACCGUCGCCCUAUUUCCUUCAAACAAUUCGGUUCUCAUUCUUGAGGGUUUCUCUCUCUUGACUUCAACGUCACAAAGUUUUUUCUUUCUGGAUAGAGCCCGCUUGCUGGAAGAGUUUCAAACUUGGCAACAGGAGCAGUAAUUGUCACAACAGGGGGAUGUCCGGAUGAUGUCUUUCUUACCCGCUAGACCUCAGACUUCAGUAUAUUUUGGCACUUCAGAGCAUAAACAGUUUUGCAAAAAAUGGGUGAUGAAAAUUUUAAUGAGACAAUCCUGACUGAGAAAUUGUCUAAACUCAAUAGUUCUCAGCAAAGCAUCGAGUCUUUGUCCCGGUGGUGCAUUUCUCAUCGUAAAAAGGCUAAGCAAGUUGUUGAAACAUGGGAGAAAUUGUUCAAAGCAGCGCCAAACGAACAACGCGUUUCCUUUUUAUACUUGUCCAAUGACAUCCUGCAAAAUAGCAGGCGCAAGGGCAGUGAAUUUGUCAAUGAAUUCUGGAAGGUUCUUCCAAGAGCUCUAAAGAUAGUGUAUGAAAGUAGUAAUGAGAAUUGCAGAAAAGUUGCCUUCAGACUGGUUGACAUCUGGGAAGAAAGAAAGGUUUUUGGAUCUAGGGGACAAAAUCUGAAAAAUGAAUUGCUGGGGAAGAAUCCUUCUCCAGUCAGCAAUGGGAAGAUCGUAGUUCCUAAUCCUAUUAAGGUGGUGAAGAGAGAUGCUACAUCUCUCAGAAUCAAAUUAGCUGUUGGAAGUUUGCCAGAAAAGAUUUUGACUGCUUUGCAGUUGGUACAUGAUGAAGCUGUCAAUGAAGAAGAAGCCUUAGGCAAAUUUCAAAAAGCGAUUUCUUCUGUUCAAGAAAUCGAGAAAGAUGUUCAAUAUGCUUCUUCUCAAGGAAAUCUCUAUGGUUCUGAUGUUGUUGAUAAUAUAGAGACACAGGAGAAUGCUAUUAAACAAUGCAUUAACGAACUUGAAAAGUCCGAAGCGGUUAGAGUCGACCUUGUUUCUCAGCUUAGAGAAGCACUUCAGGAUCAAGAAACAAAGCUGGAGCAGGUUCGAAGUGAGAUAUCUGCUGCUCGUAGCCAGAUUGAGCAAGCAGCUAAUAUCAGAUUCCAGCUAACAUCAAACUCCUCUGUGCCACUGCCGGUAAACCAAGUAGUGAUCGAACCCCCUUUUCCUAGUGCAAUUCCAGCAACCAACAUUACUGUUCCUCCUACCAAUCCAUUGACUUCAUUUGCAAACCCUACCACGGAAGAGAGCAAGAAGGCUGCAGCUGCCGCAGUUGCUGCAAAACUCACCGCCUCAACGUCUUCUGCCCAGAUGUUCACAUCUAUUCUUUCAUCUCUCGUAGCAGAAGAGGCUGCAUCGAUGAGCAGUGGUUUGAAACGGCAGAAGCUUGAGCCACCAAUGUCAUUUUCUGAUGGGAAGAACCCUGAAGGAACGAAUUCAACUUGUUUUAUGACUUCGCAGCAGGCAAUGACCAGUAUGCCACCCGUUCAGUCCAGCACUGUGCAGACUGUUUCUCAGGUGAACCAACUGCAGGCCCAGCAGUUUCAUCCGCCUCCUCUGCCACCGCUGCCACCACUUGCACCUCCAGGUAAUUCCCCUUCAAAUCAAAUGGUCCAGUCUAAUAUGAUGGGGCUGACCUAUGGUUAUGGUGCAAACAACCUACUCCCUCCACCUCUCUCAAAUGCACCAACAGGGUUUGCUAGGCCGAACCCUCCACCUCAGCAAACACAACAACAGCCACAAUCACAGCAGCUGCAGCAGCCAGCUAGUGGUGGAUACUACAGGCCCGUUGGUAUCGGAUUUUAUGGGCAAAGCCACCAGCCGCCAAUGCCUCCCAUACAUCGACAGUGAGAUUUUAUUGGUAAACGGAAGACCAUGUGUUAUUUUUGUACAUUAAUAGGACAGUAAAGCAUGGUUAAGGACAAGAUUAAUAGCUAUAUUAGUGUACUAUCCUUCGGUCUGUGCCCUACCGUAUUAUUGAGUUCUCUAUGCGGGCGGCAUGUGGCAUGUCACUUGUAGCUCAUGUAAAACUAAAUGUAGAAUUUAUUAGUAGUAAUUUAAUCACAGAUGAACUAAAGUACAAGACACUUCAGUCUUCA
This is a messenger RNA of Salvia splendens (bonfire salvia), 2881 nucleotides long. Its product is annotated as regulation of nuclear pre-mRNA domain-containing protein 1A. The transcript is spliced from 10 exons. NCBI's taxonomy places the organism in Eukaryota, Viridiplantae, Streptophyta, Magnoliopsida, Lamiales, Lamiaceae. Bases 1029 to 2633 code for a protein of 534 amino acids. Gene Ontology annotation, biological process: mRNA 3'-end processing. Gene Ontology annotation, molecular function: RNA polymerase II complex binding. The record is from RefSeq and is a predicted model, not a curated record.